This is a messenger RNA of Wasmannia auropunctata (little fire ant), 2058 nucleotides long. It is a transcript of the gene GlcAT-P, whose product is annotated as galactosylgalactosylxylosylprotein 3-beta-glucuronosyltransferase P. Gene Ontology annotation, cellular component: Golgi membrane. Lineage: Eukaryota; Metazoa; Arthropoda; Insecta; Hymenoptera; Formicidae. The record is from RefSeq and is a predicted model, not a curated record. The transcript is spliced from 6 exons. Gene Ontology annotation, molecular function: galactosylgalactosylxylosylprotein 3-beta-glucuronosyltransferase activity. The coding region runs from base 594 to 1751 and encodes 385 amino acids. Gene Ontology annotation, biological process: carbohydrate metabolic process; chondroitin sulfate proteoglycan biosynthetic process.
GAGUUAGCCGUGAUUGCGUCGCCGUUUCGUCGUCCUCGGUUCCCCUCCCCCCGCUCUCCCCCCUCGUCUUCGUCGGCCUCGUUUUCACGUCGUCGUCAUUGUCGUCGCGUGACUCUGUGAUGGGACGGCAUCAACAGUAAGAAACGUUCUCCGAGGGCCGAGAUGCGCGUUUCGACCGUCCCGUCCGAUUCCGGCGAGAUCUCCCCUGGGUCAACUGGGUCAAGUGCCAACGGAGCGGCGCGGCCUGAUUUAGUGCCCCGAAGAGACGACCGGGCUCCGGGAACGGAGAGCUCCUCUUUCGGCCGCGUGCAAUUAGAACGUGCCGCCGGGCCGGGGCGGAUCGGGCCGCGGGUGAAAAAUUGAUUCGCGCCAUCGCGACGAUGAUGAGCGCGUCAGUUUGUCCGCGGUUGCACGCGGAAGCCUACGGGCGAUAAGUGGUUCUGGUUAAGGAAGCUGCGAUUAAUCGGCACUGCAUUUAUCGUGCUCCAGUUUCCGCUCCGUGAGUCGAGCAGGGCAAGAAGCAGCUCGCGAUUCAGGAGAGGCAGAGGAAACGACGGAACAGCCGACACAUGUAGCAUUCGGGCAUCAGUAUAAUGAAGCCGUCCAUGAAAAUGGGAGUGAUCGCCUUGAUUGGGAUCUGCGUAGUCUUUUAUCAAUAUCACCUGUCCACCGGCGUUACUUUCGAUCAAGUAACGGCCUUCAAUGCCGAUACCUCCGCGGACGACGCCGGGGAUUUGCCGAUCGGUGAGGAGGGUGACAGCAAAACCCCAAGGCUCGCCGAGGAAAUGAUUCGAUACGCCGUGUACCGAGUACAAAUCACGAACGGCCUGAGCCCGGAAAUAAGCUCGAUGCUCGUGCAGGAGCUUAUCAAUCAGUUAAGCAAAAACGUCUCGGCGGCCUCCAGAAGUAAUUUCAAGUCCCCGCGGCAAUCGCAACCCCUGACUACGGCGUCGCACAAGGCGGUAACGCCGUCACGUCCAUCACCCUCCACCGAGGAGUCGUUCGAAGAACCCCUGUACAUCAUCACGCCCACAUAUCGAAGACCCGAACAGAUACCCGAACUCACGAGGAUGGCCCAUACCUUGAUGUUAGUGAGGAAUAUACAUUGGCUCGUGAUCGAGGACGCUACCGUCGCUACCAAGCAAGUUACCACGUUGUUGGAGAGGACCGGCUUGAAGUUCGAUCAUUUAAUCGCUCCGAUGCCGGAGAAAUACAAACUCAAGAAGGGCGCGAAGCCGCGAGGGGUGUCGAAUAGAAAUCGCGGUUUGCAGUGGAUCAGGGCAAAUGCCACGAAAGGCGUGUUCUAUUUCGCCGACGACGACAAUACUUAUGAUAUUGAACUUUUCGACGAGAUUCGCAAGACGAAGACGGUGUCAAUGUUCCCGGUGGGGCUGUGCACCAAGUUCGGGCUGAGCUCGCCGAUCCUGAAGAACGGCAAGUUCGCCGGGUUCUACGACGGCUGGAUAGCCGGCCGGAAGUUCCCCGUGGACAUGGCCGGAUUCGCCGUGAACGUCGGGUUCCUGCAUCAGCGGCCGAACGCGACGAUGCCGUUCCGCGCGGGAUACGAGGAGGACGGCUUCCUGAAGAGCCUGGCGCCGUUCGAGCCGCGGGACGCCCAGCUGCUGGCGGACAACUGCACCAAGGUGCUCGCCUGGCACACGCAGACGAAGAAGAACGAGCCGAGCGCGCCGCUGGACAUGAAGCUUUACGGCGCGACGAACCUGGUGAAGCUCAAGCAGCAGAUCGUAUGAUGCCGGCCGGGACAACGAAGACGCGCGGUAGACUCGAACCUGAAUCUUGUGUGUGUAAUCUCGCCCCUCCUUCGCACUAGUUCAUCGGUGUCACUCCAGGGGAAAAUUCCUAGGUGCGGAAAACUGUGCGAUUCAGUGCCUAAAAGUAUAUCUGCCCUCUCUCUCACGGCGCGAGAGCGGGAAAACCGUUAUUACCUUUUAAGCAUAUAGCCGGAUAAAAACGAAUCGUUUUUUUAUCAGCUUUUACACACAUCCGCAACAAGUAGCUCGCCCCGCGAAGACGGUCUCCACCCUUGCUUCGAAAAAA